Messenger RNA from Penicillium canescens, 1329 nucleotides. RefSeq lists its product as uncharacterized. NCBI's taxonomy places the organism in Eukaryota, Fungi, Ascomycota, Eurotiomycetes, Eurotiales, Aspergillaceae. The record is from RefSeq and is a predicted model, not a curated record. The coding region runs from base 1 to 1329 and encodes 442 amino acids. The transcript has a single exon.
AUGACCCGAGGGCCAGUCUUGGCAUUCUACGCCAGUCCAGGCCGACCAAAUGAUUCACUACUAGGUUACCCAGCCGUGGACUUGGUCUCACGGUACGACGUACUCGGUCGCGCCGAGAACAUAUUGGAUACCUGGGGACCAGGGAGUUUGGUCUUCCGCGAGGAUACAGCAGGGCCUCCCGUUGCGAUCAAAAUCGGGGAUGGUUUUAUUUUUACACAUAGCACAAGUGGAAAGUUCCAUUGGGCUCAGGAAGUGAAGGAACCUGCACAAUUGAGAGGUAUUGAUCUUUCACACUCACUUGUGAUUGGCACAUUGGUUGUGCCAAAUGCAAGGUGCCAAAUUUCCGAGGCAGACUGUCGGAUGGCAUCUGCGGGUGCGUUGGGAUAUCUUGGAGCAAGCCGGUCUUCGUGGAAACGAUCACAGCGGCAGGUAGCCCUCCAGGGUGGCCAGUACAUCUCGGGACAAUUGACGGACACCUGGAGUAAACAAAAGGGCAUUCCAGUUAAAGAGGUGGCUUUAUCAAGUUUGCAACAUGGCCUCAUCGGAUACCUGGACGAGUACUGGGGUCUCCAGGUGAGUUAUUGUACUGGAGUAGCUCGGAGAGUUCCCCUACGACAACUCGUCGCAGACCUAUUGCCACAAUUUUUCAUUGACCCUGCUCUCCAAUGCGACCUUGAAUAUCGAUUGAGGGAUGUUCACAUGAAGCUCGGUGCAUUUCGCAGCUGGCUCGAGGAAUUAGAAAUUCGACCACGAACUCAAAUCUUGAACACAGUCCAAAAUAUUCUCCUUUCGCUUCGCCACACUGGAAUGGACGCCACAGAAAGAUACUUUUGCAUUGCCUGGCCGUGGGAUGGUGACACAUCACGCUACCUCGAGAUUCCUCUCGAGGGACAAAGCUCCUGGGCCAGAAUGCUUGCAGACUCACAUGAUUGUGCGACAUUUGCAUACAUCACAAUGGAAUGCCUUGAGACGACAAAUAUCCGGUGCAGGUGCAUUGCAUCUCGAACGGCUUAUCAAAAUACUAUUCAUUUGCUUGAAACAGCCGUUACAUGUCCCACACGAGUCUCUCCGGCCUGGAGCCUAAAGAAUGGGGAAGUCUAUUUCUUCUCUAAGCUAGACAGUAUGUUUUGGGUGAAGGUUGAGAGAGAAGAAGCAGCCCAAACAGCAGGCCUCGUUGAGUUGGCAACCAUAAUGUCGAUUCCUUACGAUAUGAAGCAGAGGCUCCAUAUGAGCGAAAAAAGAAAGCAACGAGCACGUCUACGCGAGCGCUCCACAUCAUUGGUUCAGGGUGAAGUAGUGUCUGUGUUUUCGAUGCGGCAAGGUCCUUAG